This is a messenger RNA of Coprinopsis cinerea okayama7#130, 1067 nucleotides long. RefSeq lists its product as hypothetical. The transcript has 13 exons. The record is from RefSeq and is a predicted model, not a curated record. NCBI's taxonomy places the organism in Eukaryota, Fungi, Basidiomycota, Agaricomycetes, Agaricales, Psathyrellaceae. Bases 18 to 1067 code for a protein of 349 amino acids.
CCCCAGAGCGUGUCGGUAUGACCGAUGUAGCGUCCACGUACGAGUUUGGUAUCAAAGUCGCCUCCCUCUUCUACGUCAAGACAUGCAUUGACAUCGCAGGGAUCACGGUAUUCCUAUACGACUAUGUCCAAACCUUUUAUGACGAGGUGACCAUGAUCUGGACUGCCCGACUUUCCCUCGGAAAGGUCCUCUUCUUGGUAGUUCGAUACACUCCUUUCGUGGACCUGACCUUGUUUCUGUCAAUGAAUAUCGACUCCCUCGUACCACGCCCAUCCACGUGUGUGGCAAUGCUGGCAAUUGCUGAACUCUGCACCGUGCUCGGGAUUGCUUGCUCAGAAGCGAUUCUCAUCAGCUGCAUCUGCGCUCUUCUGGGCGCACGCAAGAUCUAUUCCACUAUUUUGUGGAUAUUUGUAGCUCUUUGCGUUGUGGUAGCGACGGUGUUCAGUAUCCUAUUUCUAAGCGCCGUGCAAGGUAUCGCAGCACCGUGGCCUCUAACACGCUGCUACUUCCGCUAUUCGCCCCCAAGCCGGGCCCUCUUUUUGGGCCGUCUUUAUUAUAUCCUGCUUGCUGCGGAAUCGGUCGCUGCCAUCAUCGCAGUCUCCGUCGGCGUUAAGAAAUACUGGAGGCAUGGAACUAAGAUAACGACGAUCCUGUACAGGGAUGGAACUAUAUAUUAUAUCGCGUUACUCACAUGCACUAUUCUCAAUAUCAUUACAAACUUACCGAUCGGGGUUGGCCCUCUCAAUCUCUUUCAACGAUCUAUGCACGCCAUCCUCGCAAACCGAUUGCUACUCGACACCCGACGACAAUUCCAACGGUACUAUACGGAGGAAGAUCUGAGAACAGGACCGGUCUCCGAAAUGGAGUUCGGCAGUGCGGGAGAACAGAUGGAGAUGAAUGCGAAAGCCAAAGCGAUGGACUCCCAAUCAACGGGCGAGGAAAACUUUCGCAAUCGGGAGACAAGGUCAGGAAGUUCGGGCCCUACAAGUACCCUGCGACCGAUUGGUGUCAAUGAUGAUGACGGUGGUAUUUCUGUGGUAGACAGGUCGGACUCUGGGCGAAUAUAA